This is a messenger RNA of Aspergillus oryzae RIB40, 1062 nucleotides long. RefSeq names its product arabinan endo-1,5-alpha-L-arabinosidase. NCBI's taxonomy places the organism in Eukaryota, Fungi, Ascomycota, Eurotiomycetes, Eurotiales, Aspergillaceae. The transcript has 4 exons. The record is from RefSeq and is a predicted model, not a curated record. Gene Ontology annotation, molecular function: arabinan endo-1,5-alpha-L-arabinosidase activity. The coding region runs from base 1 to 1062 and encodes 353 amino acids. Gene Ontology annotation, biological process: carbohydrate metabolic process.
AUGCUUCGCAAUUAUAUCAUAUCUUUAGCCUGCCUGCUGGGCAUGGUGCAGGCGGCACCCUCGGAUAACUCUAAACCCGCUCACCCCCCUAAUGUUUUUUCAAAAACGGAAAAGUUUCCCUUGCCAAAUCAAGGCCACCUGAACGUCCAUGACCCCAAUAUCUUGCAGCACGACAAUAAUUUCUACCUAUUCAAAGGAGGGAUCCAAGUCCCCAUAUUUAGAUCAUCUAACCUGUCAGGGCCCUGGACAGAGAUUGGCACAGUCCUAGACGGUCCCACAAUCAUUGAGAAACAAAACCGGACGCGUCCCUGGGCUCCAACGACGGUGGAAUGGAAAGGGAAAUUCUAUUGUUUCUAUACCGUCAGCAAGGAUGGAGUUCGCAAUAGUGCUAUCGGCGUUGCAAGUACAGACUCGAUCGAAAAUGGCUCUUGGACAGACCAUGGGGGUCUGAUCUAUACUGAAAAAGGGCCGUUAGCCCAUAUUUGGCCAUAUACGGUAUCCAAUGCCAUUGAUGCCUCGUUUAUAGUAGACCAGCAAACGCAACAGCCGUACCUGCUAUAUGGGAGUUACUGGCAUGGCAUUUUCCAAGUGCCCCUUGCCGAUGACUUAUUGUCCGUCAAGAACCCCGAGAAGCCAGAUGCGAAGAAUUUGGUAUAUUUACCAGACGGAAUGCCAAAACCGGAUGAAGGGUCUUUCAUGAGCUACAAGGAUCCCUAUUAUUAUGUGUGGUUUAGUCAUGGGAAAUGCUGUCAUUUUAACAAAGGUUUCCCAUCUAUGGGUCAGGAGUACAGUAUCCGUGUCGGAAGGUCGAAGGAUGUGCGAGGUCCGUUUGUGGACAAGCACGGAAAGGACCUGGCGGAGGGAGGCGGCACCACAGUCUACGACUCGAACCAUGGAAUAGUCUAUGCUCCUGGUGGAAUUGGGGUGCUGCCUGCCACUACCACGGAUCCAGACAUUUUGUAUUAUCAUUAUCUUAACACAAGUGUCGGAUUCUUGCAUGGCGAUGCCUUACUGGGUUGGAACUAUCUCGACUACGAGGAUGGCUGGCCUGUAGCAAGUUAA